Messenger RNA from Meloidogyne enterolobii, 318 nucleotides. The record is from the annotation of a GenBank genome assembly. NCBI's taxonomy places the organism in Eukaryota, Metazoa, Nematoda, Chromadorea, Rhabditida, Meloidogynidae.
AUGUUUUAUAAUAUUCCAAAAAUGUUGGAUAUCGUUGUAAAUGUAACAAUGUUUUAUGAUCGGAUUGUUGAAUAUAUGGCAACAUCUAGAAACUGUUCACAAAUAGAACCUGAAAUUAUUUUGGAAUAUGCUAAUUCCACAAGUCUUAAAUUAAACGAAAGAGCAGAGAAAGUUGAAAUUAAACAAUUAGAUGGAGUUAAAUUUACAAAUUUUCAAAUUGCCAAUAUUUACAAUCCAAAAGUUAGAUUCUCAUUUUCCAUAGUAGAAGAGAAAGUUUUUUCGAAUUUUGAUGUUAAAAUCAGAAUAGUGAAAGAGUAG